Molecule: messenger RNA, 1060 nt
Organism: Rhodamnia argentea
Lineage: Eukaryota; Viridiplantae; Streptophyta; Magnoliopsida; Myrtales; Myrtaceae
Product: heterodimeric geranylgeranyl pyrophosphate synthase small subunit, chloroplastic-like
Exons: 1
Coding region: 41-970 (309 amino acids)
Molecular function (GO): prenyltransferase activity
Source: RefSeq, a predicted model, not a curated record
UGUGUUGCGGUACUCGUCGUCUCUCUCUGCUCGUUCCCCAAUGGAGAAAGCUUUGCUCGGCUCCAAUGGUCGGGCGGCAACACUCUUCAAUGUCAGCCCCAAACCGCAUCCUGGCCGUCCGCCUUCGGCCCGAAUGCCCAUCGCAAUGGCCGUGCCCAAAUCCGGUACCCGAUCCACGAGUCAACGGGAGGCCAUCUACACAGAGAUUGAGGACCAUCUCAGGAAGGCCAUCCCCAAGCCCCCCCCCGUGGUGUUCGAGCCAAUGCACCACCUGACCUUCGCGGUCCCCCAGGGCACCGCCCCGGCCCUCUGCAUCGCGGCCUGCGAGCUCGUCGGCGGCGGGCGGGACCAGGCGAUGCCCGCGGCCGCCGCGCUGCACAUCAUCCACGCGGCCGCCUUCGCCCACGAGAACCUCCCCUUGACGGACCGGCCCGAGAUCAGGCCCCCCGUGGCCCACGCCUACCGCCCGAACGUCGAGCUCAUGACGGGGGACGGCAUGGUCCCGUUCGGCUUCGAGCUGCUCGCCGGGUCUGACGACCCGGCGGGGGAAAACUCGGAGCGGAUCCUCCGCGCGAUCGUGGAGAUCACGCGCGCGGCGGGGUCGCAAGGCAUGGUGUCCGGGCAAUACCACGAGGUCGAGUACCUUCUGCCGAGCGGUCGGGGUCGGCGGGAACCCGAGUGGGCGGACCACGUGUGGGCAAAGAAGGAAGGGGAGCUGCACGCGUGCGCGGCGGCGUGCGGGGCGAUACUGGGGGGCGGGGCGGAGGAGGAGAUCGAGGGGUUGAGGAGGUAUGGAUUCUACGUAGGGAUGAUAAGGGGAAUGAUGGCUCGUGGGGAUGGAAGAAGAGAGGAUGGAGGAGUACUGAGUACGGUCCGAGAUAUGAAGAAGUUGGCUCUCAAGGCGUUGGAAGGUUUCGAUCAAGGGAAGGUUGAGGCAGUCGCAAGCAUUCUUGAUGCCAACAUGUGCUAAAUCUUUCCUAAGGAUCAUGAAAGAAUCGAAUGUAAUGUUUUUUUUUUUUUUUUACCUCCUUUUUUGGGCUUAAGAAUGUAACGUUAAUUA